Styela clava is the source of this 1746-nucleotide messenger RNA. The record is from RefSeq and is a predicted model, not a curated record. Lineage: Eukaryota; Metazoa; Chordata; Ascidiacea; Stolidobranchia; Styelidae.
AGUAAUGAAUGAAAGUAUGACUAAUUCAACGCAGUUUAAUAUGAUAGGCAGACGAAACAUUGCAGAAUUAAACUUGUGUAAUUGUUUUAAAAUAUCUAAUUCUUUUGCCAUAUCGAUUUCUAUCAAAGUAUCCAUUUAUUUUCAGUACAGCCUUACUAUGGUACCAGUGCAUUUAGUGAAGUUUACUCACACUGUGCUGUAGGGAAAGAGAAAUAGUCACUUUCUCACGAUUGGUAUAUUUCUGAUAAUUUGAAGAAACGUCAUUAAUUUAAAUAUCUAUUUUUGUGUUGAUUGUGCAGAUAUAAUAAAAAAAUCGCGGUAUGAAACUAAAAAUCAAUAAAGAACAUGUACGCCCUUCGCCUGUCGUAAUUCGGAGUAGCAGACGAAGUUUUGAUUUAUCUAUCUUGAAGAAAAAGCGAUUCUCAUUUGGAAGAAAACGAACGUCAUCACCUCCAAAAGUUCGGGGCAUCCAUCAACGAAGCGUUGAUGAACAAGAACAAACUACAAGAAAUCUUUUACAAGGUUCACAAACAUCCAUAGUCGCAGCUUUGCUAGGAACAUGGAAAGCAGAGGAUGGCACUUCAAAACCUGAAACUGAAACGAAAACACCUCGAAGAUCAUCAAUAAAUAUGAAGUUUGUAGCUGGAAAUCACGAACCUGGAACUUUUACAGUUUUAGAAGCGGAAAGUGUUGACGAUAUGUAUGUGACACUUCGUCCGUCAUACACAAGUAGUGGUUCUAUGCAAAAAUUUAUAAGGGACGAUUCGCCGUUACCAAAGAAAAGCAUGUUUCGUUCUGUGAAAAAAGUUGCAAGUACCAACACAACUCGGUUAAUAUCGUCCCCACUAGUUCAGCAACUCAGACGUGUAUCCAGCAAAUCUGUUUCACCAAACAGACGCAAGCGCCUCCGCUUGACUUCUGAUUAUGCCGGAUUUUCGGACUUACAUCCAAAUCUUAACGAGGAAGUGAUUUUGAAAGGAUUAAGAACGCAGUCAUCCGGAAUCAAAUUUGGUCGCCCACAACUUAUUACAUCAAGAUCCUCGUUAGGCCAUUCCACACCUGAACGUUACACCACAACACAUAGAGUAGAGCCACAUCGCGGAAUAUCACCAAUGUCAUUUAAAAAACAACGAACGUCGUCCAGUCCGAGAUCUUUUCAGAAAUAUACGAGUCUCCCUCUUCUUUCGCGAAGUCCACAACGGGAUAGUUUGGGGCCGAAAGCUCCAAGAAAAAAGCAGACUAGAACAUCAGCCCCAACACCGCCACAUCAGAUCACGUUUGACAUUGUUCUGAACAACCAAGAAUUACUGAAUGAAUUUCGAUCAUUUUUGAAAAAAGAAUUCAGCGACGAAAAUCUUGAUUUCUGGCAAGAAUGUGAAUGCUACAAAGCGGAGAAAAUGGAACGCCAACCGAAAAUAGCACAUAAAUUAUACAUCAAAUACCUAAAGCCUAUGUCCCCAAGAGAGGUAAAUGUUGACGGAAAAAUACGCGAAGAAAUAUCUAGAAGGAUAUUAAACGCAGAUAAAGAAACGUUUUUUCCAGCACAGAAUCAAAUUUAUAAACUCAUGCAAAACGAUUCUUUUCCUCGUUUUCGAUCUGAUAGAUUGAAAUAAUAACCUUGUUUUUGAUUUUAUUUUAUAUUUUCUGUGAAUAUUUAAAUCUUUUGACCAUGAGUUCAAGCUGUUUUUCAUGUUCUUUCAAUCUGCUGUUUCCAAUAUAAAAAUAAUACAAUGUGAUGUGACUCUA